CUGCCGCACACUGCGUCCCGGACACAUUUAAGAAAAACGGGCCAGAGGAAGAAGUCAACAUCUGCUGAGCCAUAACAAGAUUAAGGUUAUGAAACAAUGGAUGACUGACAAAUAAGAAAUAUUGACUUUACCUUUACCAAGAGCAGAGCGUCGCAUCACUCUUUGACUUUCUUGGCAAAAGGGAGGCAACUUCGUGCUUGGAUUUUUUUUUUUCCGAAAGUUUCCAACUUUGUGAAGGAUUUUAUAUUUAUUUUUGAUAUAAAAGAAAUCCUGUCAUAGAUAAGUCUUUCUCCUCCAAAGACUUGUGUUGGGGAUGUUGAGCUCUGUGAAGAUGGAAGCCCAUGAUCUACCAGAGUGGAAUACUUUCUACAGCGAGGCCAGUGAGAUGUAUUCCUCUCCCAGCACCAUGAACUCUGGUCUGGGCUCCAUGGGCUCCAUGGGCACCAUCAACAGCUACAUCAACUUGAACCCGGCCACCGCCUCCCCUGCAGGCAUGAACAUGGCGUACCCAAGCUCCAGUCUCAGCGGUUCCCCGCUAACUUCCAUGGGCUCCGCGCCCGGCCACAUGUCCCUCUCCCCAGUGGCCUCGUCCCUCAGCUCGGGUCCUUUGACCCAGCUGGGCCCUGCUGCUCCAGGCUCCCUGGGCACCUUGUCCCACUACCAGAACAUGGGCCAGUCAAUGAGCCAACUGGGGUACUCCUCCACUGCCACCCUGAGCCGGGCCGGGCCCAAGGAGAUUCCCCCGAAGCCCUACCGACGCUCCCUGACCCACGCCAAGCCACCAUAUUCCUACAUCUCCCUCAUCACUAUGGCGAUCCAGCAGAGCGGCAGCAAGAUGCUCACCCUGAACGAGAUCUACCAGUGGAUCAUGGACCUGUUCCCCUACUACCGCGAGAACCAGCAGCGCUGGCAGAACUCUAUCCGUCACUCGCUCUCCUUCAACGACUGCUUUGUGAAGGUGGCUCGCUCGCCGGACAAGCCGGGCAAAGGCUCUUACUGGACUCUGCACCCCCAGUCAGGCAACAUGUUUGAGAACGGCUGCUACCUGAGGCGCCAGAAACGCUUCAAGAUCGAGGACAAGAUGGCAAAGAAAGCAGGAAAGAGCCAUGAGGGCUCAGGGAAAGGAGGCCACGGUGGAGACCACCUGAUGGAGGAUCACAGCCCCACAGGAGGAUCAGAGGGCGCCGACUCCGCCCACUCAGACAACUCCCACCCGGGCUCCUCAGAUGACCAGCCGCAUCCACGAAACUCACUGGUUCCACUAGACUGCCCUCAACUGUCCUCCUCACACCUCCACAGCCCACCUGUCUCCCUGCCACCCUCUUCCUCCUCCUCGUCCUCCAUCCCUCCAUCCUCCUUGUCCCUCUCAGCCACCUCCUCUUCCUCCUCCAACCCUCUUCUCCACUCCCAGUCUUUGGUGGGUAGCGGCCAUCUCCUGCCCAGCACCAUGCAGCACCACAUGGACCUACAGAACGAUGCCCUCAAGUCCCUGGACCCCCACUACAACUUCAACCAUCCCUUCUCCAUCACCAACCUCAUGUCCAACGAGCAGAAGAUGGACCUCAAGUCCUACCAGGACCAGGUGAUGGCCUACAACAGCUACACCGGCGGUUCUCCUGUGGGAGCCAAGCAGAUCUACGACAGCCCAGGGCCAGCCGCCAUGGACUCAGGCGCUUACUACCAAACUCUGUACAGCCGCUCGGUGCUCAACGCCUCCUAAUAUGGACACUCACCCCCACACACACACACAAACACACCUGUCUGUAGAGGUGAGCCAAGAUGGAGACUUGUCUUUCUCUCUGCCUUUUCUAAAAUGGACACCCAAGCUCUCUUUAUCUUCCUCUUUCUUUCUCUCCCCCUCUCUGGCUCACAUCCAGUGGCCUUGGAAGAGACUCACAUCUAAAAUGGCUGCCGUGUUUGAGGGGCAAAAGAAAAUUUUUUUUCUUUUACCAACUCUGAUGAACAUGGAGACCGGUUGGUUACAUGGAGGACAGAAAAGUGAAGCUGGAUGAAAAGAAGUCUUAACUAAUGAUGAAGACAUUUGGCUCGUACGUGUGUAAGUCAAUACAGAAGUCAGAUGUUGUCGUAGGACCACUGCACGUGGUGAAAUUGGCUCUGUACAAAAUGUAAAUAGAGGUAAUGUGGGGGGAAAAGGAUAUUUGCAUUUAUUUAUGAAGGGAAUAAAUUUUAAUAUAUCUUGUAUAGCGCUCUGUUGACCAGUUACAACCCCAAUGUGAGUUUUUUUAUCCAAAGUUGGAGAGAAGGAGGCGAGUUUCAGGUUACUGCGUCAGGCAAGUGUUACUGCAGCGGGAGACAGUUUUUUUGUGUGUGUUACAGCAUUUCACACUACAUUCCGUCAUUUCUGCCAGAUCAGGCAUCCGUCAAUGUAAAUGUAGCUCAUGAAGUCUGAACUUUCAAAAAAAUGGUUUGUUAUUUUGGUUGUUAUGAAGAAAAAAAAAGCCAUUAUGUUCUUGCUGGAGCGCAGAGGAAACAGAAGUAUAAAAAAAUCUUCUGCUGCCGCCAGAAUGAACGAGGCAAAGUAACUGUGGUAAAAACUAAAAAAAACCAUGUCAUGUUUAUGUUUUUCAUUUCCCACAAUCAUUUUCCUGUUGUUACCUACAGGAGCAUUAAAACCAAAUGCUUCUCGACAGACUGUAACAUUUUGAAUAGCAGAUAGCUGGUGAGGUGCAUGGGGGAAUUCAGUCAGUUACUAAAACAGUGGAGGGGAGGAGAGAUGCACUAUGGGAGGAUUUACAUACAGUACUUUGCACUAUGGAGCUCCCACUGGCCAGGUGGGCUGAUAGUGUGUGUGUUUGUGUGUGUUACAACAAUACUUCAGGACACCCCCUUACACUGUCAAUGCAUCGGCUCAAUGGGAUCAGUGUCUGGGGGUGUCAAAUAACCCUCGCUGUCCAAAAAGUGCCUUCUCUUCAAACGUCUGCUGAUCUAAUAAGUGAUCAAUGUAUCGACGAUCUAUUGAAGGAUUAUUCUGAUAAAGAGGACGCAGAAGUUUCAGGUCACAUGAUGUCCUUUGUGGAGCAUAUUUUAGUUUCAGAGAGAAAUGUCUUUAUUUAAGCUAUGUUGCUUUUCAAACUUUGAAAGUGUGCUGAUAUAAUAUAUUGUUUUUUUUUGUUGUUGUUUUUGUUGGUUUAAAUGUGAUUAAAAUGAUUCAUGUUUCAU
Morone saxatilis (striped sea-bass) is the source of this 3180-nucleotide messenger RNA. RefSeq names its product forkhead box A3 (gene foxa3). Gene Ontology annotation, biological process: cell differentiation; anatomical structure morphogenesis; regulation of transcription by RNA polymerase II. The transcript is spliced from 2 exons. The coding region runs from base 314 to 1720 and encodes 468 amino acids. Gene Ontology annotation, molecular function: protein domain specific binding; DNA-binding transcription factor activity, RNA polymerase II-specific; transcription factor binding. The record is from RefSeq and is a predicted model, not a curated record. NCBI's taxonomy places the organism in Eukaryota, Metazoa, Chordata, Actinopteri, Moronidae.